GCAACGAGUAAGGUUGAUUCGGUUGUGUGGAUGACCUUCUCUCGGUGACAAUCAAGAACGGAACGAAAAACACGGAUAAAAAAAACAGUCGGAAGUGAGUUGUGACAAUCGAUCGGCCAGUGGUUAGUGGGAAAAGUUAGCGAAGUUUUUUCUUCGUGGAAAUUAGUUACAGAACAAAACAAAGUGAUUGAAGAGUGAUUCGGAGAAAAGUGGAUUUUGGACUCGCGCAGCGCGGGAUGAAAGUCGGUCUCCGUUGCUGGAACACACGUACUCAGGAUUAGCAGAGCUCUCGAAAGGACUCUAGUCAGAGCAGAAACAGCGAACGAUGCAAAACUACGAUUCAGUCAUGUCCAGUUCGCUUCCGCAGCAGCCCAACGCAGGCGGAUGGUACGAUAUGACCAUCAAAUCCGAACCAUUGGACACUACGAACAGCUACGCGCAUCAGUAUUCGACCUCGAAUCAUCUUCAUCAUCACCAGCAGGACACUCCGAUGUCCCACUCGAGUCCAACUUCCCCCCAGAGCGUGGACAGUAUGGAUUCUUUGAGUGGUCGGAGUCAGUACUACGACAGUAAACCAGUCGGCAAUAAUGGACUGAUGCACGGCUACAAUCCACUGGGUUUUAAUCCGUUAACACCGCCCGGAUAUGCUGGAAUGUUCAUUCCUCCGCAACAAAACCAACAACAACAGCAACUGUCGCGACAAUCAACUCCAAAUCGUAACUACGGGAAACAGCAGGACAGCGGAUAUGUGUCUUCUACCCUCACUCCAACUCACACUCCACCGAUGGACGUGACGCCGCCAAAGUCCCCCAAAGAUAGCGCCGAAACUCCAGAAAAGUUGGAGGAAGAUAUCGGAUCCGAUUGUGGCGAAUCCUACGAGGGAAGUGACGAUGAAGAAGGAAUCCGUAAGCCUAAAAUCAACUCCCACGGAAAGGUGAAGAAGUUCAAGUGUAAGCAGUGCGAGUUUAUAGCCGUCACUAAGCUGAGCUUCUGGAAGCACUCCCGGAGUCACAUUAAGCCGGAGAAGAUGCUAACCUGCCCGAAGUGCCCCUUUGUAACCGAGUACAAACACCAUCUGGAAUAUCACCUCAGAAAUCAUCAGCAGUCGAAGCCAUUCCAGUGCACGAAGUGCAGCUACAGUUGCGUCAACAAAUCGAUGCUAAACUCCCACAUGAAGUCCCAUUCCAACGUGUUUCAGUUCCGCUGUGCGGACUGCAAUUAUGCCACCAAGUACUGCCAUUCCCUGAAGCUGCACCUCAGAAAGUACGCCCACAAACCUGGCGUCGUUCUAAACAUGGAUGGAACUCCUAACCCACUACCGAUAAUCGACGUCUACGGAACGCGCCGAGGACCGAAAUCCAAACCACAAAAAUCGGAUUCUAAAGGGGAACCUCAGCAACCCUCGGAAGCACCUCUAACACCGAUAAACCACCAACCACCGCCCAAUCAAAACCCAUUCACACCACCGGGCGGUGGUCAGUCCUCAAACCUCGCAAGAAAUUUGCUCCCGCAUCAACUGCUCCAAAGCCCCCUAGCAAACAUGUUCAAAAACGCCGCCUCCAACAAUCUACCUCUCUUCCCGUACCUGAACCUCAACUUCCAGAUGUUCGCUGAUCAGCAAGCAGCCAUCGCCCAACUCUCACCUAACUUCCGCCAGCAGUUCCCCGCCCAAUUCCACGAGAAACUUCACAGCGAAGACUCCACUGAAAGCCCAUCCAAGCCGAACUCCUCUCCGUCCUCAUCCGCUUGCUCAAGCAUCACCAGCAACAACCACCAGACUAGCUUGAGCGAGGAACUACUCAAGCAAAUCACCGCCGCUGCAGCGGAUAGCUCCAACCUAAAGUCGGAAUCCCACUCAGCCGCGGACACCGACAUGGACUACCAAGUAAGCGAAGAUCUAUCCCUGCCGCUGGAUCGAUCAAUCGCCACACCCAACACCCCAUCCUCCAGCAGUGCCGUUACAUCCGCCAACAAUGCCCCCAAAAGCGGAGGACCUACCGCAAGCAGUAGCAGCAACAGCAAGAACCGUCGCAAGGGACGUGCCUUCAAGUUGGAGCGAUUAAACGACUUCACCAAAUCGUCCGCAACCUCCAUGGACAAUCAUCACUCGGAUGAAGACAACUCGAUCGAUGAUCCCACCGACGCACAAUCCGUACCUAAUCCACUCACCAAGCAGCAGCAGCAACAGCAGGACCAAACCACCGAAGCGAAGGAAUUGACGGCGCAAUCGACCCAAACGACGACGCAAUCGUUCGAGUGCAAACACUGCGACAUCAGCUUCAAAGACGAGGUCAUGUUCAUGAUCCACAAAGGUUACCACGGGUUCGACGAUGUCUACAAGUGCAACAUGUGUGGCGAGAAAAGCAAGGACCGGGUUGCGUUCUUCCUGCACAUUGCUCAGAAGUCGCAUUAAAAACUCAGUUAGAAUUAACUCAUGAAAAGGUGGUGGUGGUGUACAAAGCUAAAAAUAAGCCGGCAGAGAAGCAUGUAAAAACUAGUCGUUGUUGGACAAUUGUUUACCUCAAACUCAACACUCCGAGUGAAGACUGAAGUAGCAGCUACGAGCAAAAUAAUCAAAAAAAUCCAUUUUUCCUCUUUUUUUGUUAGUUUGAUCUGAGACAAACCUAAGAUUACGGAGUAAGUUUGCACAGACUUUGUAAAAAUACGAACCAAAUACUAAUUAGGUGAUCGAGAAAAAAGGGCAUUCUAAACAAAAUCAAAACAGAGCAAAAAAUCAAAGAAUAGCGUUAAGAUUUAUUGCUAAAUUAUUAAUGGUUAAGACUACCAGCGGUGAGACGAACGAAUUGUUGUAAGUUUAAAGUUAUUCAAACUGGCUACCUGUAUUUAUU
Messenger RNA from Wyeomyia smithii (pitcher-plant mosquito), 2849 nucleotides. It is a transcript of the gene hb, whose product is annotated as protein hunchback. Gene Ontology annotation, molecular function: DNA-binding transcription factor activity, RNA polymerase II-specific; RNA polymerase II transcription regulatory region sequence-specific DNA binding. Bases 326 to 2413 code for a protein of 695 amino acids. Gene Ontology annotation, cellular component: nucleus. The record is from RefSeq and is a predicted model, not a curated record. Gene Ontology annotation, biological process: regulation of transcription by RNA polymerase II. Lineage: Eukaryota; Metazoa; Arthropoda; Insecta; Diptera; Culicidae. The transcript is spliced from 2 exons.